UAGUACGGAGUUGGCGGAGCACACACAGCCCAAGCGAGUGGAUUCAAAUGUACCAGACCCGUUUGUGAAAAUGUGUCUUUUGUGGAUGUCGCAGGCGGAGGAUAUGUGACUAAUGUGGAAUUCCCGGUGCCGGAUUUAUUUUAAUAUGCGACUUAAUUUCUGCGCGAAAUGCUCGCAUGCACAAUUCGCCAACAAUUCACUGGCUUCAUCUGAACUGUUGUAACUUAAGAACGGCAACAUUCACCCAGCUGGUCUGGUGGUUUGGGGAAGAGUGCACGGCGCCAUCAUGGGGAGACACUGGAGCGCGCUGCUUUUAACACUCCUGCAGCUCCUCUGCAGCUGUGUAGGGAACCAAAGGAUGGAGGAGGCGUCGUCCAUACAGUUUACACACUCGCUGUACAAUGCUACCAUAUAUGAGAACUCGGCAGCAAAGACUUACUUAGAAAGCCCUGUCAAAAUGGGCGUUUACAUUUCAGAUCCGACUUGGGAGAUACGGUACAAAAUAGUGUCGGGAGACAACGAGAACCUGUUCAAAGCGGAGGACUACGUUUUGGGAGAUUUCAGUUUCUUGCGGAUAAGGACCAAAGGAGGCAGCACUGCCAUUCUUAAUCGGGAAGUAAAAGACCACUAUUUCCUGGCGGUGAAAGCGGUGGAGAGGAACACCAACGCCGAAGCCCGUGCCAGAGUCAGGGUCCAGGUUCUCGACACCAACGACCUUAGGCCUCUGUUCUCGCCCACCUCCUACAGCAUCUCUCUGCCCGAGAACACAGCCAUCAGGACCAGCGUCGCCCAGGUCACCGCCACGGACGCCGACAUCGGGACGAACGGCGAGUACUACUACAGUUUCCGCGAGUGGACGGACAUGUUCGCCGUCCACCCCACCAGCGGCGUGGUGACUCUGACGGGCCGGCUGGACUACGCGGAGACCAAGCUAUACGAGCUGGAGAUCCUGGCGGUGGACCGCGGCAUGAAGCUGUACGGUAGCAGCGGCUUCAGCAGCAUGGCGAAGCUGACGGUCAGGGUGGAGCAGGCCAACGAGCACGCGCCCAUCAUCACGGCCGUCACCCUGGCCCCCUCGGACACUGACAGGGACCCCACGUACGCCAUAGUGACGGUGGAGGACAGUGAUCAGGGACCAAAUGGGGAAAUAGCCUCGCUGAGCAUCGUGGCAGGUGAUCCUCUGCAGCAGUUUAAGGCUAUGAGAACCAGCCCCGGGAGCAAGGAGUACAAGAUAAAAGCAGUCAAAGAGGUCGACUGGGACAGCCAGCCUUUCGGAUACAACCUUACUUUGCAGGCUAAGGAUAAAGGGAGCCCUCCUCAAUUUUCCUCAGCAGAAGUGGUUCAUGUGACAUCGCCACAGUUUAAAAUAGGGCCCCCUAAAUUUGAAAAGAGCGUUUACAGCGUCAACCUCAGUGAAUUUGCCCCUCUCCAUACACCUGUGGCUAUGGUGACAGCAGUGCCAAAGUAUCCCUAUUUGAAGUACGCUUUUAAAUAUAAUGUGGAAAAAAAUAGGUUUGCUCUAAAUCCAGACACAGGCCUGAUCACAACAGCUGGACCAAUCCACGCAGACUACGCCCGCAAAUUCGAGCUGGAGGUAAUCACCGCUGAUAGGAAGGCCUCAACAAAAGUCGUCAUUAACGUGAUUGAUGUGAAUAACAAUGCCCCCGAGUUUCAGCAGACAUCUUACAAAGGCAGUGUCGACGAGCAUGUGCCAAUAGGGACCAGUGUUCUUACGGUCACUGCCUCUGAUCUGGACAGUGGAGAAGAUGGUUAUGUCACUUACAGCAUUGCCAAUGUGAACCCACAGCCUUUUGCCAUAGACUAUUUCACCGGUGUCAUUAGCACCGCCGAGGAUCUGGAUUACGAGCUGAUGCCAAGGAUAUACAACCUUAGGGUACGUGCUUCAGACUGGGGCGCUCCUUUUCGCCGGGAAGUGGAGGCACCCGUCACAAUCACGCUGAAUAACCUGAACGACAACAAGCCGAUGUUUGAGAACGUAGACUGCGAAGUGACCGUGCCGAGAGACCACGGCGUUGGCGAACAGAUAACCACUGUGUCCGCCAUCGACGCCGACGAGCUACAGCUGGUUCGGUACGAAAUAAAGGCUGGCAACGAACUCGAUCUUUUUGACUUGAACCCGAACUCUGGCGUGCUCUCCUUGAAACAGUCAUUAAGUGAGGGAGAGGCGGCGAAAGUGUCCUUCCACAGCUUACAAAUAACCGCCAGCGACGGCGAAAACGUAACUCCGCCGAUGAUGAUGAACAUCAGUGUCAUAACCGCUCGGAAACCGGUCCAAUUAAAAUGUGUUGACACCGGGGUCGCCACAAUGCUUGCGGAAAAGCUGCUUCAAGGCAGCAGGAUUCACAGCCAUGUGGAACCUGAAGAUAACUUUUUGGACACUCAUUCAAUUAACCGCUUUGCACCACAGUUUGCAGAGUCUUUUCCCAGCGUAAUUGAAGUCAGAGAGGACCUUCCUGUCGGGGCCAGGGUUAUGCACAUAAGUGCCUCAGAUGCGGACAGCGGUUUCAAUGGAAAGCUGGUGUAUGUGAUUUCUGGAGGAGAUACAGAGAGUCGAUUUGUUGUUGAAAUGGAGACUGGUUGGCUCCAGGUGUAUGCUCCGCUCGACCGAGAAAUGACCAAUCACUAUACGCUGAACAUCACAGUGUACGAUCUGGGAAUACCUCAGAAAUCCUCGUCACGUCUCCUAGACAUCAAUAUUCUGGACGCGAACGAUAACCCUCCGGAGUUUCUGCAGGACAGCUACUCCGUUGAAAUAAGCGAGAGCACAGAGGUGGGCACCAAGAUCAUUCAGGUGGAGGCCACGGAUAAAGAUCUGGGUGUCAACGGGAAGGUCAGAUACUCGCUUGUGGCCGACGCGGAUCAAUUUUCAAUCGACGAGCAGACGGGCGUCGUGAAGGUGAGGAAGCUGCUGGACCGUGAGCUGCAUCCCGUGUACGUGCUGAAGAUCGCGGCACAGGAUCAGGCCGAAGACGAGCCACAGCUGAUAUCCACCGUGCUGCUCAAGGUCACUCUGGAGGACGUCAACGACAACCCCCCGAGAUUCGUGCCCCCGAACUACCGAGUGAAGGUGCGGGAGGACCUCCCCAUCGGCACAGUCAUCAUGUGGCUGGAGGCCCACGACCCCGACGUGGGCCAGUCCGGGCAGGUGCGCUACAGCCUGGCGGACAACGGGGACGGGAGCUUUGAUGUGGACAAGCUGAGCGGCGCCGUGCGGAUCGUGCAGAACCUGGAUUACGAGAAACGGCAGGUCUACAACCUCACGGCGAGGGCCAAGGACAAGGGGAAGCCUCUCUCCCUGUCCUCCACCUGCCGCAUCGAGGUGGACGUGGUGGAUGUGAACGAGAACCUGUAUCGCCCCGUGUUCAGUUCUUUUGUCGAUAAAGGAAUUGUUAAGGAGGACGCCUCCAUUGGCACUUCGGUGAUGAAAGUCACCGCUCAGGACGAUGACAAAGGCAGGGAUGGGGAAAUAAGGUACUCCAUAAGAGAUGGUUCAGGACUUGGAAUAUUCACCAUCGAUGAAGAAAGUGGCAUCAUUAGGACACAGGAGCGUCUGGACCAUGAAACCACGCCCCACUACUGGCUGACGGUGUACGCCACCGACCGGGGCGCGGUGCCGCUCUCGUCCUUCGUGGAGGUCUACGUGGAGGUGCAGGACGUCAAUGACAACGCCCCCCAGACCUCGGAGCCCGUGUACUACCCCUCGGUCAUGGAGAACUCUCCCAAGGACGUGUCCAUCAUCCAGAUCGAGGCCUUCGACCCGGACACCAAGUCCAGCGAGAAGCUGACCUACCGGAUCACCAGUGGGAACCCCCAGGGCUUCUUCGCCAUCAACCCCAAGACCGGUUUGGUCACAACAACCUCGAGAAAGUUGGACAGAGAACAGCAAGAUGAACACAUUCUGGAGAUCACGGUCACAGACCACGGCGUUCCCGCCAAGUCCACCAGCGUCAGGGUGAUAGUGAAGGUGCUGGACGAGAACGACAACCGGCCGCAAUUCCUGGAGAAGAUCUACAAGAUCAAGCUGCCGGAGCGCGAGAAGCCGGAGAAGGAGAGGCUGGCCAGGAGGGACCCCGUGUACAGAGUCAUCGCCUCUGACCGUGACGAGGGCCCCAACGCCGAGAUCUCCUACAGCAUCGAGGAGGGAGACGAGCACGGCAAAUUCUUCAUCGAGCCCAAAACGGGCCUGGUGUCCUCCAAAAAGUUCUCCUCAGCCGGGGAGUACGACAUUCUCACCAUCAAAGCGGUGGACAACGGCCGGCCCCAGAAGUCAUCGACCUGCCGGCUGCACAUCGAGUGGAUCCCCAAGCCCGAGCCAUCCUCCAGGCCGCUGGCCUUCGACGAGUCGUCCUUCUCCUUCUCCGUCAUGGAGGGCGACCCAGUGGCGCACAUGGUGGGGGUCAUCACCACCGAGCCCACCGACUCGCCCGUCUGGUUCGAGAUCACAGGAGACACACAAGCUAAAGAAGUGUUUUACAUCGUUCAGAUGGCUUGUGACCUGAACUGUACAGCAGAAGGUGGGAACCAUGACAGCCGCUUUGACGUGGGUAAGGGCAGCGGCACCAUCAUUGUGGCCAGACCCCUCGACGCGGAGCAGAAAUCAAAUUACAACCUGACAGUGGAGGCAACAGAUGGAACCAAAUCUAUCAGCACCCAGGUGCACAUCCGCGUGAUCGAUACCAACAACCAUCGACCGCAGUUCUCGCAGCCCCGGUACGAGAUCAGCAUCCCCGAGGACACGCCGCCUGAGACGGAGGUGCUGCGGAUCGGCGCCACGGAUCAGGACGAGAAGAACAAGCUGACCUUCACCCUGCUGAGCAGCACUGACCCGUUCAGCCUGCGCAAGUUCCGGCUGGACCCGGGAACAGGCUUGCUGUACACGGCAGAGCGGCUGGACCACGAGACCAUGCACAGGCACAUCCUGACCGUCAUGGUCCGCGAUCAAGACAUUCCAGUGAAGCGCAACUUGGUCAGAGUCAUCGUCAACGUGGAAGACGCCAACGACAACGAGCCCUGGUUCACUGGCGCCCCCUACAGGGGCCGUGUGUUCGAGUCGGCCGCCGUGGGCACGGCGGUGCUGCAGGUCACCGCCCUGGACAAGGACAAGGGUGUCAACGCCGAGAUCCAUUACAGCAUCGAGUCAGGAAAUGUUGCAAAUUCAUUUGCCAUCGAUCCGGUCAUGGGAACUGUAACUGUGGCGAAGGAGCUGGAUCGCAACAGCAAGAACCACUUUGAGCUGACCGUGAAAGCGUCAGACAAAGGAACUCCCCCGCUGAGCGCCACAGCAACCGUCCACAUUGACGUCACCGUGUCCGAUAAUGCGACGCCCAGGUUCGCCGAGAAGGAGUUCUCUGCUGAGGUCAGCGAAACGGCCCCUGUUGGGAGCUUUGUGAGCCUGAUUACAGCGUCCAGCCAGUCCUCUGUCUUCUACCAGAUUAAGGAUGGAAACGUGGAUGGCGCCUUCGACAUCAACCCCAACUCGGGCGUGGUGGUCACCCAGAGGGCGCUGGACUACGAGACGCUGCCAUCGUACAGGCUGACCGUGCAGGGCACCAACAUGGCGGGGCUGGUGAGCAACGCUACACUGGUGGUCCAUCUGAAGGACGAGAACGACAAUGCCCCUGUCUUUACCCAGGCCGAAUUCACGGGUGCGGUCAGCGAGGCGGCCCCGGUCAACAGCGUGGUUCUGACCAAAGACAACACCCCGCUGGUCAUCCGUGCCUCUGACGCAGACAGAGACAUCAACGCCAUGCUGGUCUACCACAUUGUUGAGCCCUACGCCCACAAUUAUUUUGCCAUAGACUCCAGCACUGGGGCCAUCCGGACAACCACCAGCCUGGACUAUGAGCAGAGGAGCAUCUUCCACUUCACUGUGCAAGUCCAUGACAUGGGAUCGCCACGCCUGUUUGCCGAGGUGGCCGCCAAUGUGACCAUCCAAGUCAUCGACGUCAACGACUGCGCCCCGCAGUUCAGCAAGGAGCUGUACGAGGCCUCCCUCAUAGUGCCGACGUACAAGGGGGUGAAAGUGAUGGAGGUCAACGCCACAGACGCCGACUCCGGCUCCAACGCCAAGCUCAUCUUUUCCAUUUCUGAAGGCAACAUUGGAGACAAGUUCAAGAUGGACCCCAAUUCAGGUGCCAUUUUUGUUCAGAACGUCACCCAGCUGAGAAGCAGGUAUGAACUGAGGGUGAGAGUCUCAGAUGGAAGAUUUGCCAGUACAGCUUCUGUAAAAAUAAACGUGCGGGAGAACAAAGAGAGUAGUCUGAAGUUCACCCAGGAAUCGUACACUGCCUCCGUUAAAGAAAACCUGGUCGAGAAGAAAACUCUGGCGGUCAUUGCCACCGUGGGGAACCAGGUGAACGAGCCUCUGUUUUACACCAUCCUGAAUCCCGACAGAAGGUUCCAGAUCAGCCGCACCUCUGGUGUGCUCUCUACCACGGGUAUCCCAUUCGACCGCGAGGAACAAGACGCGUUCGACAUAGUUGUGGAGGUGACAAAGGAGGACAGGUCAGCUGGGCUUGCCCACGUCGUCGUGGCGGUGACCGUCGAGGAUGAGAACGACAACUCGCCCAUGUUUGUCAACUUGCCCUAUCACGCGCUGGUGCAGAUGGACGCCGAGGUGGGCCAAGCCAUCAGGCAGGUGACCGCUGUGGACAAGGACAUGGGUAAGAACGCGGAGAUCCACUACCACCUGAAAGAGCACCAUGAGUACUUCCAGAUAAGUCCCGCGGGGGAAAUUUCUCUGAAGAAGCCAUUUGAGAGGGACACCCUGAACAUGGAGUUUGUCGUUCAUGUCGUAGCUAAAGACGGAGGAGAGCCGCCCCAUUCAGCAGAGGUGGAGGUGCCCAUUACAGUGGUGAACAAGGCAGUACCGGUGUUCGAAAGGCCCUUCUAUAGCAUAGAGAUCCCAGAGAACAUACAGCUGCACACACCUGUUGUGCACGUUCAGGCUAAUGACUCAGAGGGCCCCCGUAUAGUGUAUACCAUCUCAGAAGGAGACCCACUAAGCCAGUUUUCCAUAAACUUCAACACAGGAGUUGUGCAUGUGGUCCGACCACUGGAUUUCGAAACUCACCCCGCCUAUAAGCUGAGCGUGAGAGCAAUGGACUCUCUGACCGGGGCCCACUCUGAGGUUUUUGUCGACAUCAUUUUGGAAGAUGUCAACGAUAAUGCCCCAGUGUUUCAGGCCAAGGUCUACAACGCCAGCCUCUCAGAAGCCUCUGUCAUCGGCACCUCCGUCCUGCAAGUGAUGGCCACGGACUCUGACUCGGGCAACAGCAAGGUGCUGUUUUAUCAGCUGCUGGAGGAUGCAGAUGGGAAUGCGGAUUACUUCAGCAUUGACCGCGGCAGCGGGGUCAUCUGGACCACUCGCAUGCUGGACCAUGAAGAAAGACCGCAGCACACCCUGACUGUGAGGGCUGUGGAUGGAGGAGUCCCCGCCCUUUCCAGCGAUGUCACGGUGGUCAUCGAUGUGACCGACCUGAAUGACAACCCGCCGGUCUUUGCGCAGCGGCUGUACGAGGCCACUGUUAGCGAGCUUGCCCCUCGUGGGCACUUUGUCACACACGUCCAGGCCUCCGAUGCAGACAGCUCCGACGCUGGGAAGCUGGAGUUCUCCAUCCUCUCCGGGAACGAGGACCAGAACUUCUCCAUCGACCGCAAGACCGGAGCGAUCACCAUCUCCAACCACCGCAAGCCGCACAUGGAGCCGUUUUACAACCUCAACGUGUCGGUGUCCGAUGGCGUAUUCAGGAGCUCGACCACUGUCAGAGUGACGGUCAUUGGUGCGAACUUCCACAGCCCGGCCUUCCCUCAGAUCGAUUAUGUGGUGGAACUCGUGGAGAACUCUCCGGUCGGUACCCUCGUUGCAGAAGCCCAAGCCACCGACGAAGACUCUGGCACUUAUGGAGAAGUGACGUACCACAUUGUGAAUGACUUCGCGAGAGACAAGUUUUCUGUCAGUGAAGAUGGGGAAAUACACACCCUUGAGAGCCUGGAUCGCGAGAAUGUAAUUGAGAAGGUGAUCCCCAUAAGCUUGAUGGCAAAAGAUGGAGGGGGAAAGGUGGGCUUCUGCACCAUCAAUGUCAUUUUGACCGACGUCAAUGACAACGCUCCCCAGUUCAGAGCAGCAGAGUACAGGGUUAAUGUGGCCUCAGACGUCCCAAAAGGAACUACGGUGGUCAGAAUAGGCGCAUCAGACGUGGAUGAAGGAAGCAAUGCGGAUAUCACAUACGCCAUCGAAGCGGAUGUUGAAAAUGUGGCGGAAAACUUCGAGAUCCACCCCUUCACCGGUGUCAUUGUGACGAAAGAAAGCCUCAUCGGGCUAGAAGAUGACCUCUACUCCUUCUUCGUGAGGGCCAAGGACGGUGGGAAUCCGUCCAAACAGUCGGUCGUGCCAGUUUACAUCCGAAUUCUGGCCCCCGAGGUGCCCGUGCCCAGGUUCAUCGAGCCGCACUACAGGUACGCCAUCGCUGAAGACCUCCCAGUGGGAUCGGAGAUCGACGUCAUCCAGGCAGAGAGCGACCAGCCAGUCUUCUACAGCCUGGUCAAAGGGAACACGCCGGAGAGUAAUCAGGGUGAAGUGUUCGUCAUCGACCGGGACACGGGCAGGUUGAAGCUGGAGAAGAGCCUCGAUCACGAGACAACCAAGUGGUACCAGCUCACGCUUUUGGCACAGAGUUCUCACAGUGGCACAGAGGUGGUGUCUGCUGCUGAUAUCAGCAUACAGGUGAAGGACGUCAACGACAACCGCCCUGCCUUCGAGUCCGACCCUUACCAGGCCGUCGUGGUGGAGAACCUGCCGGGGGGUACCUUUGUGAUCCAAGUGAAGGCUACGGACCUGGACUCCGGGACCAACGGCCAGGUGGUCUACAGCCUGGACCAGAACCAGGAGUCAGAGGAGGUUCUGGAGCUGUUCACCAUCAACAGCGAGACGGGCUGGCUCACCACCUUGAAGGAGCUGGACCGCGAGGAGCGUGGCCAACACACUGUGGCAGUGGUGGCGUCCGACCGCGGGGAGAAGACGCAGCUGGUCGCCCGCACCAGAGUGGAGGUGACGGUGGCGGACGUGAACGACAACCCGCCGCGCUUCACAGCCGAGAUCUACAAGGGGACGGUGAGCGAGGAUGACCCGCCGCCCAGCGGGGUCAUCGCCAUCCUCAGCACCAGUGAUGCCGACUCUGAGCCAAUCAACAAGCAGGUCAACUACUUCAUCACAGGGGGAGAUCCUCUGGGCCAGUUUGCCAUAGAGCACGCUCAGAACGAGUGGAAGGUGUCUGUGCGGAAGCCCCUGGACCGCGAGGAGAGGGAUAAUUACCUGCUCAACAUCACCGCCACCGACGGCACCUUCGUGGCCAAGGCGGUUGUGGAGGUGAAGGUUCUGGACGCCAACGACAACAGCCCGGUUUGUGAAAAGGCCCUUUAUGCAGAAGCUGUUCCUGAGGACGCCCCUGCCGGUAAACUGAUCCUCCAGGUCUCCGCUACAGACGCAGACAUCCGCUCCAACGCCCACAUCACCUACGAGCUGCACGGCGUCGGUUCGGAGAGCUUCAGCAUAGACGCAGACACAGGGGAGGUGAAGACGCUGCUCCCGCUGGACCGGGAGGAGACGGAGGUGUACCAGCUGACGGCACGGGCCCUGGACGGGGGCGGCCGCUCCUGUGAGGCCCAGGUGCGCAUCACGGUGGAGGACGUCAACGACAACGUGCCGCAGUUCGCCGCCGACCCCUAUGCCGUCACCGUGUUCGAGAACACUGAGGUCGGCACCUUCGUGGCGAAGCUGCAGGCCACAGACCUCGACCUGGGUGCAAACGGCGAGGUCCUGUACUCGCUGGCGGACUCGGCGGAUGGCACCUUCUCCAUCGACGGGCGCAGCGGGGUGGUGAGUCUGCAGCGGCCGCUGGACCGCGAGGCGCAGGCGGUGUACUCGCUCCGGGCGCUGGCCUCUGACCGCGGCGUCUCCCCGAGGCUGUCCUCCGCCUGCGCUGUGCUGGUGUCCGUGCUGGACAUCAACGACAACCCGCCGGUGUUCGAGCAGCGCGAGUACGUGGCAGCCGUGCCCGAGGACGUGGCGCCGGGGACCCAGGUGCUGCGCGUGUUCGCCGCCAGCCGCGACGUCGAGGCCAACGCCGAGAUCUCCUACGCCAUCGUCAGCGGCAACGAGCGCGGGGCAUUCCGUGUCGACCCCCACACCGGCGACAUCUUUGUCAUUGAGGCCCUGGACUACGAGACCUCCCACGAGUACUACCUGACGGUGGAGGCCACAGACGGCGGGACUCCCUCGCUCAGCGACAUGGCGACGGUCAACAUCAACCUGACCGACGUCAACGACAACAGCCCAGUGUUCAGCCAGGGUGUGUACGCCGCCGUGGUGAGCGAGGACGCCGAGCCCGGGAGGACCGUGGUGGCGGUCGUGGCGGAGGACGCCGACGGGCCCUCCAACAACCACAUCCACUACUCCAUCGUCGGCGGCAACCAGGGGAGCCCCUUCACCAUCGACCCCGUGAAAGGAGAGGUGAAGGUGGCCCGUCAGCUGGACAGGGAAAAGAUAUCGGGGUUCACUCUGACCGUGCUGGCGUCUGACAACGGGACACCCCCCAGGUCCAGCAGCGCCACGGUGAACAUCGACGUGUCUGACGUGAACGACAACGCCCCCGCCUUCUCCCAGGCCAACUACAGCCUCAUCCUCCAGGAGAACCGUCCGGUGGGGACCAGCGUUCUCCAGCUGACCGUGACGGACCGGGAUGCCUCCCACAACGGCCCCCCUUUCUCCUUCACCAUCGUGGGCGGCAACGAGGGCAACGCCUUCCAGAUCACCCAGCAGGGGGCGCUGCUGGCAGCCAUUCCGCUGAAGCGGCAGAUCAGGGACCACUACGUGCUGCAGGCCCAGGUGGCGGACAGUGGGAAGCCCCAGCUGGUCUCCACGGCGUUCAUCAGCGUGCGUGUCAUCGAGGAGAGCGUCCACCCGCCCUCCAUCCUGCCUCUGGACAUCUUCAUCUCCACGGGCGGGGACGAGUACCCGGGCGGGGUCCUGGGCAAGAUCCACGCCACUGACCAGGACGUGUACGACACGCUCACCUACAGCCUGGCGUCGCCGUCCGACGGCCUCUUCUCCGUCUCCGGCGGCGACGGCAAGGUCAUCGCCCGCAAGGGCCUGGACGCGGGCCACUACCCGCUCAACGUGACGGUGACGGACGGCCGCUUCACGGCAGCAGCCGCGGUCAACGUGCACGUGCGGGAGGUGACGCGGCAGGCGCUGGAGCACUCGGUGGCCGUGCGCUUCGCCGCCAUCGCGCCCGAGGAGUUCGUCGGCGACUACUGGCGCAACUUCCAGCGGGCACUGCGCAACAUCGCUGGCGUGCGGCGCAGCGACGUGCAGCUGGUGAGCCUGCAGCCCGCCGACACGCCCGCCGGCGACCUGGACGUGCUGCUGGCCCUGGACAAGCCCGGCGGGCCCUACCAGACGCACGAGGUGCUGUUCCGCAAGCUCAACGCCUCGGCCGCCGUCAUGGAGGAGAUGACGGGCGUGCGCAUCGUGCGGGUGGUCAGGAAGCUGUGCGCCGGCCUCGACUGCCCGCUGCGCUUCUGUGAGGAGGAGGUGACGCUGGACAGGGCCGCCGUGUCCACCUACAGCACCGCCCGGCUCAGCUUCGUCACCCCCAGGCACCAGCGCUCCGCCGUCUGCCUCUGCAAAGGUGAUAAGUGCCCCGCCCUGAACAAGCUGUGUGAAGGUGACCCCUGCCCCGAGGGUACGGAGUGUGUGGCUGACCCCAAGGAGGCCAAGUACAGCUGCGUCUGCCCCAGUGGCAAACAAGGGAAGUGCUCUGAGGGCGCCUCCCUGACGUUCAGCGGGAACGGCUACGUCAAGUACCGGCUGAUGGAGAACGAGAACAAGGAGGAGAUGAAGCUGUCCCUGAGGCUGCGCACCUUCUCCAGCCACGCCACCGUCAUGUACGCCAAGGGCACCGACUACAGCAUCCUCGAGAUCGUGAACGGCCGCCUGCAAUACAAGUUCGACUGCGGCAGCGGGCCCGGCAUCGUCUCGGUCCACAGCACCCAGGUGAACGACGGCGAGUGGCACUCGGUCUCGCUGGAGGUGGACGGCAACUACGCCAAGCUGGUGCUGGACCAGGUGCACACGGCCUCGGGCACGGCGCCGGGCACCCUGCGCACCCUCAACCUGGACGACAGCAUCUUCUUCGGGGGCCACGUGCGGCAGCACGCCGGGCGGCUCGGCCGCAGCCUGCCGGUCAGCAACGGGCUGCGGGGCUGCGUGGAGGCCAUCGUGCUCAACGGGCAGGAGCUGCCGCUGGCCGCCCGGCCCCAGGCCCGCGCCCACGCCGUGGUGGAGGACAUGGUGGACGUGGCGCCGGGCUGCGCCCUCGCCCCGCCGGAGGGGUGCUCCAGCAACCCCUGCACCAAUGGCGGGACCUGCUCCUCGCUGCCCAACGGAGGCUACUUCUGUAAAUGCAGCGCCUCCUUCAUGGGAACGCACUGUGAAAUUGGCAUCAGCCCCUGCGCCUCGAACCCCUGCCUCUAUGGAGGGACCUGUGUCCCGCGUGGGGACAACUUCUCCUGCCAGUGCAGGGGACAGUACUCUGGGCAAAGGUGCCAGCUGGGUCCGUACUGCAGAGACAACCCGUGCCAGAACAGCGGGAGGUGUAUCGACAGCCUGGACGGGCCGGUGUGCGAGUGCGAGCACGGUUUCCAGGGAGAGAGGUGCCACACCGACGUGGACGAGUGCGUGAAGAACCCCUGUGGCAACGGCGGCCAGUGUGAGAACACGUACGGCUCGUUCCGCUGCAACUGCUCACUGGGCUUCAGCGGGCAGCACUGCGAGCUGCGGGCCGAGGUGCGCUCCGACCUGGUCUCCACCUCCUGGAACAUCGGCCUGGAGGAGGUGGUGGGCAUCGUGGUCUUCUUCGCCAGCAUCUUCCUCCUCGUCCUGCUCUUCGUGGUGGUGCGCAAGAGGGCGUGCCGGCGGGGGAAGGCCCGUCCCGAGGACGACGACAAGCGGCCGGGCCCCGCCCACGCCUUUCUGCAGAGGCCGUACUUCGAUGCCAAGCUCAGCAAGAACAUCUACUCGGACGUGCCGCCCCAGGUGCCCGUCCGGCCCAUCUCCUACACCCCCAGCAUCCCCAGUGACUCGCGCAACAACCUGGACCGCAACUCCUUCGAGGGCUCAGCCAUCCCCGAGCACCCCGAGUUCAGCACCUUCAACCCGGACGCCGUCCACGGGCACCGCAAGACGGUGGCGGUAUGCAGCGUGGCCCCCAACCUGCCCCCGCCUCCUCCCUCCAACUCAGUGUCUGACAGUGACUCCAUACAGAAGCCCAGCUGGGACUACGACUACGACGCUAAAGUAGUGGAUCUAGACCCCUGCUUGAUGAAGAAGCCUGUGGACGACAGCGCCUGUCAGGCCUACAACACCCGCGGCAGCAUGUCUGAGGUCCAGUCCCUCAGCUCCUUCCAGUCCGAGUCCUGUGACGACAACGCCUCCAUAGUGACUGUUAUACACCUUGUCAAUUCUGUUGUUGACUCGGUGGAAAAAGAAGAGUCUUUCUCCGCUCAUGACCUCAAGAACUCCAGAGGUUACCACUGGGACACCUCCGAUUGGAUGCCAAGUGUUCAACUUCCUGGAAUCCAGGAAUAUCCGCAGUACGAGGUGGUGGAAGCCCCUGGCCCUCUGUACAGUGACCCCAGCAUCCUCGACACCGACUACUACCCCGGCGGCUACGACAUCGAGAGCGACUUCCCCCCGCCGCCCGACGACUUCCCCGCCCACGAGGAGCUGCCCCCGCUGCCGGACUACGGCGACCGCUACGAGACGCUGCAGCCGCCCCGGGACCCGGCCCCGCCCGCCAGCCCCGGGUCGUCGGGACGAGGCCGGCCGUCGCCGCAGCAACAGCACCGCGGGCUGGGCCAGUACCUGCCGCGCCACCGCUACCCGUCGGACUCCGCGGAGCCCCAGGACGCGACCGGGGGGACCGGCGGCUACCGGGGGGGCUACUCGGCGGGGUACGGGCGGGAGUUCGUCGACCCGCCCGCCAUCGACAACAUGUCCAUGUCCCUGUACACCUCCACGGCCUCCUGCUCCGACAUGUCGGCGUGCUGCGAGGAGUCCGAGGUCAUGAUCAGCGACUACGAGAGCGGCGACGAGGGCCAGCACUUCCAGCGGCUGGCCCUCGUCAUCCCUGCGCUGGACACUCAGCAGCACACCGAAGUCUGACACUGUAUCCAAAACGAAAGUGCCUGAUCCUCACCCGCCGCAAGCACACACACACAGUCACACACACACACACGUACACGCGCAACAACGAUGACUCUCAUCCCGAUAACGGCCACGGAGACGGGGCUAUGCGUCUCUGUGAAGGCUGGGCGUUCUGCGGGGAUCCCGCUGCCUUCGCCACCCGCCGCGCUCGGAAACCACGUCUCUCAUCGGCUGUGCCAUCGCUUUAAGUAGCUAUCAGAAACUGUCUUCAUGCACAAAUCUCUCUCAAGGUACUACAACGAGAUGUACAAUUAUGGGGAAAGAAGAAAAAAAAAAAAAAGACAACUGACAUCAAAACAAACAUUUCAAGUUUGUAUCUGUACUUGUAUAGCUCUCUAACAAGGCAGACUAAUUUUUUUUUAAACUGAAUCCUCAUUCUUUUUUUUUUAAAUGUAAAUUUUAAUGUACAGUUUUGAUUUCAAGGUUUACUAGGUUUUGUAGAUAUUUUAUGCUUUUUAUUUCCAGGACACAAGUUUUAACGUUUUAACGGUGUGACGUCGUCGGCCUUACUGUAUCAUCACCAUGGCAACCCAAAGCUGUAAAAGGAGUGUGGCUUAAUCCGACACAAUGUGUAUGCAUACCAGUAUCAUAUCGCUCAUUCUGUGGGGUCUUCAGCGAGGGACUGCGUAUUCUUGUGUUGUCGAUUUAUUUGUUUUGUAAAUUGCAAUGUUAGACCUUUAAUUUUUCCACCACGAAAACGGGACCCAAUAUAUUUAUAGCGCGAACUGAUUCGUGGACACGUGAUUUUUUUUUUUUUCCCAAGUGUCUGUAUG
This is a messenger RNA of Megalops cyprinoides (Indo-Pacific tarpon), 15060 nucleotides long. It is a transcript of the gene fat1a, whose product is annotated as FAT atypical cadherin 1a. Gene Ontology annotation, biological process: homophilic cell-cell adhesion. The record is from RefSeq and is a predicted model, not a curated record. The transcript is spliced from 30 exons. The coding region runs from base 287 to 14245 and encodes 4652 amino acids. Gene Ontology annotation, cellular component: plasma membrane; cell-cell junction. Gene Ontology annotation, molecular function: calcium ion binding. NCBI's taxonomy places the organism in Eukaryota, Metazoa, Chordata, Actinopteri, Elopiformes, Megalopidae.